Molecule: messenger RNA, 3026 nt
Organism: Tauraco erythrolophus (red-crested turaco)
Lineage: Eukaryota; Metazoa; Chordata; Aves; Musophagiformes; Musophagidae
Source: RefSeq, a predicted model, not a curated record
CCCGUGGAGGCAACAGAUGAUGCUUUUUGGGACCAAUUCUGGGCAGACACAGCCACUUCAGUGCAGGAUGUCUUUGCCCUUGUACCAGCUGCAGAGAUUCGAGCAGUGAGAGAAGAAUCCCCUUCAAACUUGGCAACUUUGUGUUAUAAGGCUGUGGAGAAGCUGGUGCAGGGAGCAGAGAGUGGCUGCCACACGGAGAAGGAGAGGCAAAUCGUCCUGAACUGCUGCCGGCUCCUCACUCGUAUCCUGCCUUACAUCUUCGAGGACCCAGACUGGAGAGGUUUCUUCUGGUCAACUGUCCCUGGGGCUGGCCGAGGAGGGGGAGAUGAUGACGAUGAAAAUGCCCGGCCACUGGCUGAGUCGUUGCUCCUUGCUGUCGCAGAUCUGCUCUUCUGUCCCGAUUUCACUGUGCAGAGCCACCGGAGGAGCACGGUGGACACAGCAGAAGAUAUCCACUCCAUUGACAGCUGUGAGUACAUCUGGGAGGCUGGAGUGGGCUUUGCUCAUUCUCCACAGCCUAACUACAUCCAUGACUUGAAUAGGACAGAGCUGCUUAAGCUGUUGCUGACCUGUUUCUCGGAGGCCAUGUAUCUGCCUCCCUCCUCUGACAGCAGCAACGCCAACCCGUGGGUGCAGUUCUUCUGCUCUACAGAGAACAGGCAUGCACUCCCACUCUUCACCUCACUGCUGAACGUCGUCUGUGCCUAUGACCCGGUGGGCUAUGGGAUUCCCUACAAUCACCUGCUUUUCUCUGACUACCGUGAGCCCCUGGUAGAGGAGGCAGCCCAGGUGCUGAUUGUCACUUUGGACUAUGACAGCUCCACCAGUUCAAGUCCCACAGUGGAUGGCACGACCACUGGCACGGCCAUGGAUGAUGUGGAUCCUCCCGGACCAGACAAUCUGUUUGUGAAUUACCUCUCAAGAAUACACCGAGAGGAGGAUUUCCAGUUCAUCCUGAAAGGAGUGGCCCGCUUAUUAUCAAACCCCCUGGUCCAGACCUACCUGCCAAACUCUGCCAAGAAGAUCCAAUUCCAUCAGGAACUCCUCGUCCUUUUCUGGAAACUCUGCGACUUCAACAAGAAAUUCCUCUUCUUUGUGCUGAAGAGCAGUGAUGUUUUGGACAUCCUUGUCCCGAUCUUGUAUUUUCUCAAUGAUGCCAGAGCAGACCAGUCGCGAGUGGGCUUGAUGCACAUUGGGGUCUUUAUCCUCCUGCUUCUCAGUGGGGAGCGCAACUUUGGGGUUCGACUGAACAAGCCGUAUUCCGUACGAGUGCCUAUGGACAUCCCUGUCUUCACAGGGACACAUGCAGAUCUGCUUAUCAUAGUCUUUCACAAGAUCAUAACCAGUGGGCAUCAGCGGUUGCAGCCUCUCUUUGACUGCCUGCUCACCAUCGUUGUGAACGUGUCUCCGUACCUGAAGUCUCUCUCCAUGGUGGCUGCUAACAAGUUACUGCAUCUCCUGGAGGCUUUUUCCACCACCUGGUUCCUGUUCUCUGCUGUCCAGAACCACCAUCUCGUUUUCUUCUUGCUGGAAGUUUUCAACAACAUCAUUCAGUACCAGUUUGAUGGGAACUCAAAUUUGGUCUAUGCUGUUAUCCGCAAGCGGAAUGUAUUUCACCAACUGGCCAACUUACCCACGGACUCACAGUCCAUCCAGAAAGGUCUGCAGCGCAAGAAGAAAACUCCUGAGCCUAUUUCUCGCACCAACUCCCAGGAUGGGAUCUCCAUGGAAGGAUCACGUCCUGCUGCCCCUGCUGACCCAGGGACACUGAAGACAAGUUUGGUGGCUACUCCAGGAAUUGACAAGCUCACGGAGAAGUCACAGGUAUCAGAGGAUGGGACCAUGCGUUCACUGGAGCCCGAGUCUUCACAGCCUCUGCCAGAGGGUAACUUGCCCUCAGCUGUGAGCGAUGGGGACCCCUGGAGCGGGGAGGCAUCACAUUCCAGACGGGAUCGAAGGCGUCUAUCUAGUGCAUCCUCCAGUGGACAGUGGACCCCAACUCCUGACUGGGUGAUGUCUUGGAAGUCAAAGCUUCCCUUGCAGACAAUCAUGCGGCUCUUACAGGUGCUGGUCCCUCAGGUGGAGAAGAUCUGCAUUGACAAGGGUCUCACUGAUGAGUCAGAGAUCCUCAAGUUCUUGCAGCAUGGCACGCUGGUGGGGCUGCUACCGGUCCCUCACCCCAUCCUCAUUCGCAAGUACCAAGCUAACUCGGGCACUGCCAUGUGGUUCCGCACCUACAUGUGGGGAGUUAUUUAUUUGAGGAAUGUGGAUCCCCCUAUCUGGUAUGAUACAGAUGUGAAGCUGUUUGAAAUUCAACGGGUCUAAGAGAGCACUUACCUCUACUAAGAGAAAUACACUGGAUCUGAGGACUGCUGUGUGCUGCUUCGUCACAGCUAAUUCCUGCAUUUCACAUCCAGCUGAGAGACCAAAAGGACAAUCACUUCAUUUACCUCCCUGUCAUUUAAAGCUUUAAUUGGGACCUGCUUGGACAUCCUUCCCCCCAGCUCACUUCUCUUCCCUCACCCUUCACCAUGAACCUUGAGUGAAAAAUGUCUAAGAGAUUGUCCAUUGUUGUGGUUGCACUAGAAAUCAGACCGUUCUUAGCUCUUCUGUUGCUCUUUUGCUCCUGGAUGUGGUUUAGAAACCAAUCUGACCCUGUCCUUGCCUUGGUCAGAGUCAGCAUUUAAUUGAAAAAGGCUAACUGUAAAUUGGGUGCAAGGGAGAGGCUGCUAUUCCUGCAGGAGAUGGUGUUUGGAAACCGCAGUUACUUUCACGUGGCUCCAUAAAGUUUCCGAGUCAUCUGUUCUGGCUGCAGGUAUCUCCCUGGUGUCUCAGCUCCAUAUUGGUAGGGAAAUUCUCAUCCAAAUGAAAGGAGAAGUUGCUAAAGGAAAACUUUGUGUCUCAAUUCUGAAUCUCUCUACUCCUUUCCUGGAAAGUUUUGUAGUAGCCAGUGCUUUGAUGUGGCAUGAGAAGUUUUGCCUUGGCUUCUAGGCCCAGCAGCCUGUCCUUCAUGGUGGGCUAUUGCA